UAAAAUUUAAUUGUAAUUUUUUUUUCCGGAUCGAGAAGAGAGAAAAGUUCUUCUUCUUCCUCCCUCCCUCCUCUUCGUGUUCUGGAUUUGUUUCACACGAAGACCGAAAGGUUUACGUCAAUGGCGGUUUAUGGCGAGAAGAAGCAUUGGUGGCUCCGCAACAAGAAGAUCGUGGAUAAGUAUAUGAAAGAAGCGAAGAAUUUAAUAGCGAGUCAAGAUCCAAACGACGUUAAAUCGGCUCUGGAUCUUCUCGAAUCUGCGCUCUCUGUAUCCCCUCGUUACGAACUCGCUCUCGAACUCAAAGCCAGAUCGCUUCUUUACCUCCGCCGUUUCAAAGACGUCGCCGAUAUGCUUCACGAUUACAUCCCUAGCCUUAAAUUAGCCGCCGAUGAUUCCGGCGAGCUCUCUUUUACUCAUUCUUCUCGUGAAUCUGUCAAUCUUCUCAACGAUUUGCCCGCUCAUGACUCCUCCUUUAAAUGCUUCUCUGUCUCUGAUUUGAAGAAGAAGGUCAUGGCUGGUCUCACUAAAAACUGUCACGAACAAGGGCAAUGGAGAUAUUUGGUUUUAGGUCAAGCUUGUUGCCAUUUAGGUCUAAUGGAGGACGCUAUGGUUCUUCUCCAAACCGGUAAACGCUUAGCCACGGCCGCCUUCCGCCGUCAGAGCAUCUGCUUGUCCGACGACAGCUUCAUUCUCUUCUCCUCCAACGACGGCUGUUCCUCUCCUCCUUCCGUUGUCGUUACCUCCGGAUCUCAGCCACGAUCAGAGAGCAUCGCUCACGUGCUUUCUCACAUCAAGCUACUCUUACGACGCCGCGCCGCCGCACUCGCCGCUCUCGACGCAGGCCUCUACUCCGAGUCGAUCCGCCAUUUCUCCAAAAUCUUAGACAGCCGCCGCGGCGCGCCGCAGGGAUUUCUCGCCCAGUGCUUUAUGCACCGCGCCUCCGCCUACAGAUCCGCCGGACGAAUAGCUGAAUCAAUCGCCGACUGUAACAAAACCUUAGCGUUAGACCCGUCGUGUCUCCAAGCCUUGGAAACGAGAGCCGCAUUGCUAGAAUCCGUUCGUUGUUUCCCCGAUUCGCUUCACGAUCUGGAACAUCUGAAACUCCUAUACAACUCCAUCUUACGUGACCGGAAACUACCCGGUCCGGUUUGGAAACGGCACAAUGUCCGGUACAGAGAAAUACCGGGAAAACUAUGCGUCUUGACCACGAAAAUCCAGCAACUGAAGACGAAAAUCGCAAACGGAGAAAUCGGAAACGUGGAUUACUACGCUCUGAUGGGAAUCAGACGUGAUUGCUCGAGAUCAGAGCUGGAUCGAGCCUACUUGUUACUCAAUUUGAAGCAUAAACCGGAGAGAUCAAUGUCAUUUAUCGACCGGUUUGAGUUAACCGAUGAUGAGGAAGAAUUAGACUCGGUUAAGGACCGAGCCAGAAUGUCAACUCUAUUAUUAUACAGAUUGAUCCAGAAAGGCUACUCAGUCGUGACAAGUAACAUCGCAACGGAACAAGCGGCGGAGAAGCAACGAAAAGCCGCCGUAGCGGCGGAUACUCAUCAUCGGAGUAACAACGUCGAAACGCCGAUUAGAGCGGUUGCGGUGAACAGUAAUAAUAACAACAAUACGAAUGUGGUGAAAGGAGUGUUUUGUAGAGAUUUGACGGUGGUUGGGAGUUUGAUUGCACGGACCGGGUUUAAUCAACCGAUUCCGGUUAAAUACGAAGCGCUAAGUUGCUGAGUCAUAAAUAUGAUUGAACCGGCGAGAAGAUGUUUCUUCUUCUUUGUACAAAAGAAAGAUUCACAUUGGAUGAAAUUAUGGAUAAUAAGAAUAUUGUCUCUGCCCGAGAAUUUUGGAGCUUUCCCUCUUGUUUGUUUUCUUCUUUAUUCCUCACUCUGCCUAAACGACAAAAAACACCCAAAAAUGUGAUCCCUAGCAAACAUAAUUAUGAACAUUUUCUUUACAUCUU
Messenger RNA from Capsella rubella, 1960 nucleotides. RefSeq lists its product as uncharacterized. The record is from RefSeq and is a predicted model, not a curated record. The transcript has 3 exons. Gene Ontology annotation, molecular function: protein binding. Bases 121 to 1731 code for a protein of 536 amino acids. Lineage: Eukaryota; Viridiplantae; Streptophyta; Magnoliopsida; Brassicales; Brassicaceae.